AUGCCGCAUCCACGACCCCUCCCACUCUCCGAAGAGUGGACAGACCCUGAUAUCUAUGCCGAUGCGCUCCUAUCAUUCACAACUUCGUCGGAUUUGUUCCUUCACGUUUGCGGCGGUGUACACAUCUUAGAUUUCCUGACCCGUGAACCGGACCUAUACGAUUCACUUCUACCGCAAGAAUGGCGAACGUUUUUCGACAAGCAUGACAUCCAAGAUAUUCUCGACCUGCUGCUGAGGGAAGACAUACCGCCUUUAUUAAAGCAGAGUCGUAGGCACCAGGGAAGUGGUGAGCAGGUCCGGGAUGCCGGUGUUCAGUGGAGAGGGCAGCCCCUCCCCCCGGUCGAUUUGCUGGAAUACAUUCAUCAGAUUCGUCGACUGAGUUUGGGGAGAGAUUUCACUCCUCGAAAGCCUGGGAAGCCAUUUUUACCGCACCAUCUUGCGGUUGGAAUGAACCAAAAGAAGUACCACGAGGUCGCACACUUUUCGGGAUAUGUUGACGCGCUGUGCAACACGGUUGCUGACGAACGGGGCGAGGAAAUUUCGCAUAUUGUUGAUUUCGGAUCGGGACAAAACUACCUUGGACGAACGCUCGCGAGUCCUCCUUACAACAGGCAUAUAAUCGCGAUUGAGCGAGAACAUCAGUUCAUUAGUGGCGCAAAGGGCAUGGACAUUCAUGCGAAGUUGGCGAAGAAACAGAAGAAGAUUGUCUAUGGGACCGCGAAGAGAAGACGCAAUCGCCAGGAUCGCGAUGAUUCAGAAACUCCAACUCCAUCACCCAUCUCAGAACCGGAGAUUGUGGAUACUGUACCGGAAAUAGUUUCCGUAGAGGCUGCAGAGGGCGAUGAAGAGGAUGGCACCGUGUUCAGUGUCCUGGACAUUGAUAUCCAGCCUGAGGAGUGGGGAACCAGCCCUUACAAGAAUGGGCCCCCAAAGAAAUUCGUUUCCACUAAGAAAGAUGAUGUCCUUCAACUCAAGGGAGCUAUGGAUUACAUUGAGCAUGAGAUCAAAGAUGGAUAUCUAGAGCCUAUCAUCAAAGAUGUGGUCGCAUCUCGAUCCCAAAAACUUCAAUCCCCCGAAGGGCCCAUGGCGGAUGGUGGAGAGGAGACAAACAACAGAUCGUUGGAAGACCCAAAAGUCAUGGUCAUUUCGCUCCAUUCCUGUGGAAACCUUCUCCAUCACGGUGUCAGAUCAUUGGUGCUCAACCCGUCCGUCAAAGCUAUUGCCAUGAUUGGAUGCUGCUACAACCUGGUAACAGAAAGGUUGGGCCCAGCUACUUACAAAAUACCCAUUCUUCGUACCCAACACCCUCGUUUGACUCAGGAUGCCUGUGCAUACGAUCCUCAUGGCUUUCCCAUGUCUAAGCGCUUGGAAGCAUAUGAGCAUCAUAGUGGGGCUGGGGUGAAGCUCAACAUCACCGCACGAUCAAUGUCCUUGCAGGCCCCGUACAACUGGGGCAGGCAAGAUAGUGAGGACUUCUUCACGCGGCACUUCUAUCGGGCUCUUCUCCAACGUGUCUUUGUUGACCGUGGCGUAGUAGCCAAGCCUGUCAACCCAACAGAUUUGUAUGGGGUCGAGACUAACGGACCUGAGACGGUGGGCAAUCCUCUGAUCGUUGGGUCCUUGCGAAAGGCAGCUUUUACGUCCUUCCCUGCGUAUGUCUUUGCCGCGGUAGCAAAACUGAGCCGGGACACGCACAAUGGGGAAAAGGUCAAGGCCCGGAUGGCUGGUAUCACAGAAGAGGAGCUGAAACGCUAUGAAGCGGAGUAUUGGCCCAGAAAGAAACAUCUCAGCGUCACCUGGAGCUUGAUGUCGUUCAGCUCCGCGCUUGUCGAGGCUCUCAUUGUCGUGGACAGAUGGCAGUUCUUGCGUGAGCACGACUCUGUCAAGGACUGCUGGGUUGAGCCUGUGUUUGAAUACAGUGAAAGCCCUAGGAACCUUGCGGUCAUAGGCAUCAAAAAAUGA
Molecule: messenger RNA, 1962 nt
Organism: Aspergillus clavatus NRRL 1
Lineage: Eukaryota; Fungi; Ascomycota; Eurotiomycetes; Eurotiales; Aspergillaceae
Exons: 1
Coding region: 1-1962 (653 amino acids)
Source: RefSeq, a predicted model, not a curated record